AAAAACAACAAUAUCACCAGUCCACCAUAGUAAUUCCACUGCGAGUGGAGAAAAAUGGCCACGCUAAUGGCAGCGGUAGCUGUUUCAAUUCCUGCCAUUUCAACCCCUUCUUCAAAAUAUGUGCAGGCAUUUGGCUGCAAAAAUUCAGUUCUGAAGAGCUUUUCUGUACCUGCCAACGUCACUUCUACGAGAGGAGGAGAAAGGAGAUUGUCCAGCAGCUUCAUUUCUUCUUCUUCUUUGAAGAAAUUCAGGUCAUUUUCUGUUCAAGGGGAAACAGACAGUAAUAGCAGCGUCCAAGAAAAGGCACCAUUUGGAUAUACAAGGAAGGACGUUUUGCUCAUUGGUCUGGGGGUGACUGUUCUUGGAUUUGGUCUAAAAUAUGGAUUGGAGUUUAUUGGAGUGGAUUCUCUUAAGGCAGGGAAUGUUGUGCAACUGGUGCUGGUUCUUGGGCUCACUGUUGGUUGGAUUCUAACAUACAUAUUCAGGGUUUCAACAAAGGACAUGACUUAUGCCCAACAGCUCCGUGACUAUGAAAAUAAAGUAUUGGAGAAGCGACUAGAGGAACUACCUGAGGCUGAGCUUGAAGUAUUGCUAGCUCAAGUUGAGGAGGAAAAGCAACGUCUGCAAAACAAAAAUCGUGAUGGUUUGAAUUUAUAGUAGCUCCUUGCACGUGUUAUAUCCUUACAAGUAUUUGUAAAUUGAUUGUGAAUAGAACACUUUUGUGAUAUUAUAUUUUCUCAUAAAGAAUAUAUUGCUAUGGGAGUUCAAGCCAGGCUUGGAUGGAUUUUCCAUUUGACCUACCAAUGUGCUAAAAUAGUCAGACUGCUUAAGCAUCACACUUUCUGACCAGAAUUAUUCAACUCAGUUUCCGUGUUCUCUUCAAA
Molecule: messenger RNA, 884 nt
Organism: Cryptomeria japonica (Japanese cedar)
Lineage: Eukaryota; Viridiplantae; Streptophyta; Pinopsida; Cupressales; Cupressaceae
Exons: 4
Coding region: 55-657 (200 amino acids)
Source: RefSeq, a predicted model, not a curated record